UUUUGGUGCAUCGUUGUGCAUUAUUCGCAGAAUUAUGGCUGGUGAAAAAUACAGCGUAAAAGCCAAGCCGAAGGCAGCUUCAGCUCCUGCCUCUGCCAAUCCGGAGGCGGAUUUCGCCAACUCGAAGGCAGUUGCCAAAGCUACGGCGGUUUCAAAGGUGAUUCCAUCCAAACAGAAGGCGGCUCCUGUUUCACGCUCGGCCCGUGCUGGACUUAUGUUCCCUGUGGGCAGAGUACACAGACAAUUGAAAAAUCGCACCACUAGCCGUGUAAGAGUCGGUGCUACGGCUGCGGUAUACUCAGCUGCUGUUUUGGAAUAUCUAACAGCCGAGGUUGUUGAGUUGGCAGGAAACGCCAGUAAAGAUUUUAAAGUUAAAAGAAUCACCCCUCGUCAUCUACAAUUGGCCAUUAGAGGAGAUGAAGAAUUGGACUGUCUAAUCAAGGCUACUAUUGCCGAAGCUGGUGUCAUACCGCACAUCCACAGACUGUUGGUCGACAAGACAGAAGCCGAACGCUGGCAGUCAGUAUAAACAACCAUCCUGAAAAUUUAGAUUUAAAUGUUAGUAGUUAGGGUACCUAUGUAUGAAUGUAUGAAUAAUGUGGCUAAGCGCUGGUUAAAUACACUCACUAAAAUAAUUAAUUUCUUUAAGAAACAUGUUUUUUAAUAAUUUUAACUUGAUUUGUGAUUUCAGUUUCGGUUUUUGUUAGUGCACAAACUAAACAUUAG
Molecule: messenger RNA, 726 nt
Organism: Ceutorhynchus assimilis (cabbage seed weevil)
Lineage: Eukaryota; Metazoa; Arthropoda; Insecta; Coleoptera; Curculionidae
Source: the annotation of a GenBank genome assembly